Molecule: messenger RNA, 2515 nt
Organism: Sceloporus undulatus (fence lizard)
Lineage: Eukaryota; Metazoa; Chordata; Lepidosauria; Squamata; Phrynosomatidae
Product: zinc finger protein 726-like
Exons: 4
Coding region: 752-1432 (226 amino acids)
Biological process (GO): regulation of transcription by RNA polymerase II
Molecular function (GO): RNA polymerase II cis-regulatory region sequence-specific DNA binding; DNA-binding transcription factor activity, RNA polymerase II-specific
Source: RefSeq, a predicted model, not a curated record
AAGGAGGGGAGGCCACCAAAAUUAUUUAGAAUUAGAACACUUGUAAAUGUUGUGAUUCAAAGCAGCAUAUCAUGAACGAAAGAGCAACAAGAAACAUUCAGGGGUAGCUGUGUUGGCCAUGUAACAAAUGCAAAAAAAAUCCAUCAGUGAUACCUUUCUUGGCCAACCAAAAUGCACAAUACAGUAUACGUGUUGCAAGCUUUUGAAGCUUCAUGGGCUUCUUCAUCAGGCAAGAUGUUACAAACCAAACAUGAGAAAGGAAAAACAACUGGCGAAGUUAGUCAGAUGCCUCCAUGUUAUUUCAGCCCAUAGUAAAGAUGUUAUGAUGGGGAGGAUAUCUUUUGCAGGCUGGGGCCUCCUCUUCCUGGCCAUGCGGAAGAGGGAGACUUUCAAAGUCCAGGAAAUUUAAAGUCCAUUUGUAUCUCAACAGGGACCCCUAUUUUGCAACCCAAUAUGUCUCCAUUCCACUAGAGGCCACAGGCCUCUUUGUAGGCAGAGAACUAUGGAUUCUCAAGACGUCUCCAUGUUUUUCCAUCAGGAACAUUUUGGGGGUGCAGAAGGGCUGCAGUGCAGGCCUUCAGAGCGGAUGCCAUGACAGCAGCUCCACAGCGUGGAAGUGUUGCAUGUGAACACCACCCAUCACUGCACAAACCCAGCUCCUGGUCUCCUUUGAGGAAGUGGUUGUGUAUUUCACCAAGGAAGAGUGGGAUCUUAGAUUCAGGGCCAUAGGACUCUCUGGAAGGAAGUCAGGAUGGAAAAUGAUGAGAACAUGGACUCUCCAGCAGGUAAUGAGCUGGAGAAGGAGACUUUUGUAGAGAAUCCAUCAGCAUUAUGGGAGACUAGCAAGACUGUUGUGGAGAAAGUGGAGUCUGGAAAUCAAAGGGGACUGAAAAGACAAAAGGCAUGCCAAUCAAUGAAUAGGAGGAAGAACACUGUUUCUCAGGAGCAUGAUAUUUAUGAACUCCUGACCCCCCAGGAAAACUGCAAAGGGAAAAUAUCAUCAAACUGUUCUGUUUACAGAAGAAUAUUCCAAUAUAAAUUUCGCACAAAAUUACAUUGCAGAAUCCACAAAGAGUUAAAACCACAUGAAUGCAAAGAAUGUGGAAAGAGCUUCAAAUGGAGUAGUCAACUAUAUUCGCAUCAAAGAACGCACACAGGGGAGAAACCAUUUAAAUGCAUGGAAUGUGGAAAGAGCUUCAAUCAAGUUGUGGCCCUUCUUUUACAUCGAAGAACCCACACAGGGGAGAAACCAUAUAAGUGCAUGGAAUGUGGAAAGAGCUUCAGUCAGAGUGGAGAUCUAAAGCCACAUCAGAGAACUCACACAGGGGAGAAACCAUAUAAAUGCCUAGAAUGUGGAAAGAGUUUCAGUCACAGUGGAAGUCUAUGUGCACAUCGAAGAAUCCACACAAGGGAGAAGCCAUAUAAAUGCUAGGAAUGUGAAAAUAGUUUCAUUCACUUUAGAAUAUUGCUGAAACAUCAAGUAAAUCACUUAGCAUGAUAUAUUAUACUCAUAGAGGUGUCCUUGAAUUAUUUGACAGGUUAGGUACUGGAGCACUGUAAAAAAGUGGAAAGUGUUGAAAUGCAGAACUAUUAUGUAUUACCAUACAGUGCUCUAAUCCCGUACCUCUUGAAUAAGUGGGGGAUGCCUAAGUACAAAUAUAGGUAUGAAUGCAGUACCUGCUGCUCGAGAGAAGCAGAAUGGUAGCUGAAUGAGCCUGGGCUGCUUUCACAGAGAAGCCACACUUUUCCAAACGUUUCUGCUUGGCCUCUCCAGAGCCAUGCCCAGAUCUGGCUGCACUAACUAACACCAAACUAGAGGAGAGUGUUCUUUUAAAAAACGGUAAUUCAUUUCUCCCUCAACAACCCCAGCAGUUGCUUCCUGACUUGGGGCACACUCUCCCAUUGGUCAGGCACUGAAUGGUGGUGAGCAAGGAGAAUUGGCGGCUGAGCAGCAGCAAAGGCAAGGCCACUGCACAGAGCUACACCUCCUGUUGGCACUGCAGCUCAGGAGAGGCAGGAAGGCAGCUGGCCACUUGCUCAACUCAUGCUGCUUUGCAGGCCAGCUGCUCCCAGCUACAGUUCCAGCCAUUGCUUCUGCUGCCACCUCUGCUACUUCCUGCAUAGGAUCAGUGUACCUGUGUGGCUGGGUGCACAAAAGCAGUGCCAUCACUGGUGUGGCCAGUGCUGGCAGCAAUAGGGGAGGCAAUGGUUCAGGAUGUGGCUGAGAGCAGCUGGCCUGCAAAUUGGCCUGGCAUGAGCCAGCGGCCAGCUGCAUUCCUGAUAGUCCUGAUGUGGAAUCUGUACUCAGGACAAGAGGCUACUGCCAGGACAGUACACAGAGAAACAGGAUGGUUCCCAGUUGGCAAAGGGUGGAGACAAGGCUGUAUUGUACCACCCUACCUGUUCAACCUAUAUUCAGAACAUAUUGUAAGACAACCAGAUUUGUACACAAAAGAAGGAGUGAAAAUAGAGGAAGGAAUAUCAACAAUCUGAGCUACACCAAUGACACCAUAAU